Molecule: messenger RNA, 984 nt
Organism: Camelina sativa (false flax)
Lineage: Eukaryota; Viridiplantae; Streptophyta; Magnoliopsida; Brassicales; Brassicaceae
Molecular function (GO): RNA-DNA hybrid ribonuclease activity; nucleic acid binding
Source: RefSeq, a predicted model, not a curated record
AUGUCUUCUGAGGACUAUUGGAUCUGGGAGCAUACAAAGAGUGGAGCUUAUUCGGUCAAAUCAGGUUACUGGUCGGAAUACCAAAGAGAGAAGAUUGAUCUACUAAGAGAGGUCAUGAUGCAACCCUCCAUCCUCUCCAUUAAAGAGAAGAUCUGGAAAUGCAACACUGCUACAAAGAUCAAAAAAUUUAUGUGGAAAGCAGUUAGUGGAACAGUACCAGUGGUAGAUAAAAUGCUGGAAAGAGGCUUAAAAGUGGACUCAAGAUGUCAGAGAUGUGGAAUGGAAGGGGAAUCAGUUAACCACGUACUGUUCUUCUGCACCAUUGUAAAACAGGUGUGGGCUCUCUUUAACUUUCCAUCUCCAGUAAACGGGUUUGAUCCGGUAUCGGUGUUUGAAAAUGUCUACUACCUUCUGCUUACAAGCUCAAACAUAAAUGUCCCACUGGAGAUAAGGAAAGCUUUCCCCUGGAUAUUGUGGCAACUCUGGAAAAACAGGAAUCUGUUCUCUAUUGAGGGGAGAUGGUUCUGUGCUUCUGCAACUAUCGCUAAGAUAAGUGACAAUGUUUCACAAUGGUUCCAUGCGCACUCCCUGGCAGAAAUCGAUAUAGUGAAUUCAAGAACUACUAGUCAGUUUGUUAAAAAGCGCUGGUCUCCCCCUCCCGAUGGUUGGAUCAAAUGUAAUGUAGGAUCAUCUUGGGACAAAGCUUCAAAAAUUGCUGGAGCUGCCUGGGUUCUCAGAAAUGAGAAAGGAGAUACCAUUUUGCAUAGUAGAAGAUCCUUUGCCUCAGUUUGCGGUAAGAUGGAUGCUACCCUACAAUGCUGGUUAUGGGCUAUAAAUAGUAUGAGAAGUCAUAAUUUCUCGAACAUCAUAUUUGCUUCGGAGGACAGUGACCUUAUAGGAGCGAUUACUAGACCCCCUGCUUGGCCUUCCUUCAAGUUCCAGGUAAAGCAAAUUUCAGCUCUGUUGAGAAACCCUUUGGAUUGA